Lottia gigantea (owl limpet) is the source of this 405-nucleotide messenger RNA. RefSeq lists its product as hypothetical. The transcript has a single exon. Bases 1 to 405 code for a protein of 134 amino acids. Lineage: Eukaryota; Metazoa; Mollusca; Gastropoda; Lottiidae. The record is from RefSeq and is a predicted model, not a curated record.
AUGUCGAUUGCAGAAUGGUACAAGACAGCCACUUCAGGGUUAGCCAAAUAUCAACAAGAAGAAAUCACGAAAGAAGAAGUCAAAUAUCAAGAAGAAAGAAAAGUUAUUAUGACCAAAAUUAAGGAUCAAAUCAACGAAUUAGAAACUAAAUUCAAAACUUCAGGGAAAUUACAAUUUCUUGAAUUUGUUUACAAAAACUAUCCCCCGAAGAAUAAAAAACACAAACUUGCUGAAAUUCCCUAUAUUCCAGAACUGCAGCAAAUAAAAAAAUUUUAUCAGAAAGUAGUAGUUCACUAUCAUCCUGAUAAAGUAGACAUUAAAAAACAUGGUAUGGAGUGGAAAGUUCUAUCAGAAGAAAUUGUUAAAAUUUUAACUAGACAGUAUGAACAUUAUAAAGGGUUUUAA